UGAAAAUGAAUCACGCGAGACAGGCCAGAUGAAGGAAUCAGGUAUGAGCAACGAAUGGGAUGAUAAUAUCAACCCAACUGUCUCAACAGGUAAACACCUAGGAAAGCCAAAAGGAAGAGCAGAUCUUGGCUUUUUUGAAGACAGUAACAACGAAAAAAAUAGCGCACGCAACAUCUGCGUACUUUUCAUACACUACAACUUCUAUGGAAUCAAAGACAGGGAACGAGAUGGUGAUAAAGAGGAUGUAGUAACUCUGGAGAAAUCCUUUUACGACGACCGGAAUUGUCACUUUAGAAGCCUGUCAUCACCGCGAAAAGAUCAUCUGCUCCAACUUCUCUCUGAUCAAGAUAAGCUUUUGUCUCUUUUUGACCUAACAGCAGAUGGUGGUCCUUCUGUCCUGGUGCUUGUUUUUCUGUCACAAGGCAAAGAGGGAGAAAAAAUAUUAACCGAUCAUAGGGAUGUGGAAUCAAAUGAUUUCGAACACCUCACCAAGAAGGAAGUAAACGACGCACUAGAAAAAUUAAACAAAUUUAAAACCUCAUUACCUACACUCACCAUAUUUUGUCCUUGCCGAGGAGGUUCAGACGAGGAAACUAUCCGAUCGGAAUCAUGCAGGAUAACAUCAACGGGAAUGCACAAUGCAGCUGUACCCUUCUCCACAUUUGAUUCAACAAGUGCACCACUUGAUUCUACACCCAUCCAACAAUUGCGCGAGAAAACGAUCGAAAACGAUGCUAUUAUUUAGUGGGGGGGCGGAUUAUGGCACUGCUUUUUAUAGCUUGCCCUUGAUACACACUCUACAUGCUAUCCUUAUGCCUAGCAUGGCCAUUUUCUUUCAAGAGGCGGAUUACGGCAACACAACCUUGAAAGAAAAUUGCAACGUUGGGCAUAAUGAUAGCAUUGUACAGUGUUUUAGUGCUUUGCGCGGGAACAAAUUUCAACCCAAACCCGCAUCGAACCCGCUUAUUUCGUACCGCACCCAAACCGCACCCAUAUCUUUUUUCAAAAUUUGAAACCGCAUCCGCACCAAACCGCACUACGCCAACCCGCACCCGUGGGUUUGGUGCGAGUUUGCUGGUUCAACCCUCAAACCCGCGACCCGCGCAAAGCACUACAGUGUUUCAAGGUAAAGCUAAAAAAACAGUGCUGUAAUCUGCCCCCUUAUGGUAUAACGAGUAUUUGUAAUGCAUCCCCUUAUGGAUGUAAAUAAUGGUCACGGGUUUCUAUAGGAUUUGGUAAAACGUCGUAUUGAAUAAUUGGAAUUUUGCGAAAUCAACGCGUAAAUUAUUCAAACAGACGAGUUAUUUUUUAAUUUUUGUAUUUUUCGUUAUCUCCUACUUAUCUCCUAUUUUCUCAAAUUGCGCUUUUCUUAAUAUUAUGUGAGUCGAACGAAUGAAGUGAUGUAAAAAUCAUUCUCCGCAUGCUGAGAAUGAUUAUUAUUGCGUUAUUUGGGAAACCUCGCAGGCGCAUGAGGGGAGUGCAAUGCGUUGCACUCUCGGUGAUUUAAAAGUCAGAGGCCCGAAAACCACCAACAGGCAUAGCAGGCAAGCUGGUGUGCUAUCUGCCAACCAACGAUCUUUGUCUGAUCGGAUUUUCUACCUUCUUUAUAAAUUAUCAAACGUAAAUGGGAUUUUUAUUUGGGCUUCUACCUUAUUUAUGUGACUUUUGUGCACAAUAAUUUAUCGGGCCAUUAUCUGACUAUUUAAUUCGCUACCCUCAGGUGCCCUGCGAGGCCGUUUGGUAUUUCUGACACCGACGGCCUGCAGCGCCUUCUUGGGCAUCGUACAAGAGAGGUGCGGACACCGCCAAUUGUGUCCGCGUGGAUGAUCAACUUGAUUCCACCCUUAUUAAGCCGUAAGAAGAACGGCGACGAAGACAGAGUUGUGAUUUGAGAGAUUUUGUUGAGUACAGUUUUUUGAUAAGCGCUAUUGUUUCAAUAUCUCAAUUGUUAUGUACCCCUUCUAUUAUUUUUUUUAUAUUUGUCAUUACACAUUGUCUGUAGUUCUCUCUUCCUUUCUCUGCGUGCGUGCGUGUGUGUGUGAAUCGCCGAAUCCCAUCAUCUUCCUGGCUCGUGUUCUCGGGUUCAUUGUGCUCCGCUUUCCCUUUUCAUCGCUGGUUGUGUGUGCGCCUUCGUGCCUCGUUAGGAGCCUCCAUCGCAGAGUAAGCAGUUAGAUAGAAAAUAAAUCGCUCUGUCGUGUGCAAUUUAGUUGAAUAUCUAUUCAAAAUUCAUUUUUCUGGAAAAUUAUUUGGAAUGAAGGUAAUUCGAAUUCAAAAUGACGAAAUGUAGAACAAAUAUUUCGUUAAUUUUAUAAAUUCAACAUCUGACUAGAUAAAGAACAAUUAAAUUCUGAUCUGCUCUUUACCAAGUUAAUUUCAAAGAGAAGCUAUGUUAGUUGAAUCGCCUUAUUUCAUGCUCCCCCUUUUUUUCUCAACCUAACGAAUAAAAAAAUACUAAAUAAUAAUUAAAGGGCCAAUUAAAUAUUUGAAUGAUUCUCAAUAUCACAGCUAGAUGGACCUCGUGGAAAAAAUAACAAUCUGGAUCGUGUUUCAAUAAGCUCACAUUUUGACAGCCGCAGAAAGGCCACGGCUUAGAUUUCUUUUUUCGGGGAUUGAAAUUCAUCUAAAAAAAUAUCAAAGCCUGGCGUGUGCGGCUACAAACUAAAUCGCGCAGCACUUAAGCGAUUUAUUUCUAUCAAAUUGCUUGUCUUGCGACUAGAGGCUCCUAACGAGGCACGGAGGCGCACACGCAACCAGCGUUAAAAAGGAGAAGCGGAGCACAAUGAACCCUCAGAACGAGAGCUGGGGAGAAAAAAGGGAGAGUCUGGGUUAGUGGGUCACACACUCGCACAGCCAACGAAGCGCGACAGGAAGAGAAAAAUAAUUUCAAGGCCAGCUAUUGGCUUGGUUAAGAUUGAGAGAGCUGCCAAGUCGUACGCUAGAUGGCCUCAGCCAUUCUCAUAGUGGCUGCUAAUAUACAUGU
This is a messenger RNA of Cloeon dipterum, 2980 nucleotides long. RefSeq lists its product as uncharacterized. Lineage: Eukaryota; Metazoa; Arthropoda; Insecta; Ephemeroptera; Baetidae. The transcript is spliced from 6 exons. The record is from RefSeq and is a predicted model, not a curated record. The coding region runs from base 29 to 745 and encodes 238 amino acids. Gene Ontology annotation, biological process: proteolysis. Gene Ontology annotation, molecular function: cysteine-type endopeptidase activity.